UGUGCUGUCUAGUUCUGAGAUAUAACUGCCGUCAGAAUAGAAUGCCUCAGGGAUAUAUGUAUACGAUUGGUCCUGUAACAAAAUAGAUGUCACUGUUUUCCUAGUUGUCCCACUAAGGCCAUCAUUACAACCAGCAAUACAGCUAGCUACUAGAGCUACCCAGCUAUUGCAGGAGGAUUAAUUCCUUAAUGCCACUGGGCACAAUGAUUGGCCAUAUCCUGCCUCAGCCCACCCACUCUUAGCUCUGCUGAAUCCUGAUUGGCCUGCUCCUGCUGACGACCCUGAGAGCUGAUGGUUUCUACAGUUGCCAUGACUUAGAGACAAUCCUCAUUCAGAGAUGGAGAAAAAGAAAAUGUGCCCCCGCCUCCUGGACUACCUGGUGGUGGUUGGAGCCAGGCAGCCCAGCAGUGACAGUGUCGCUCAGACUCCCCAGUUGUUGCGGCGUUAUCCUCUGGAGGAUCAUACCGACUUUCCACUGCCGCCGGACGUUGUGUUUUUCUGUCAGCCUGAGGGAUGUCUCAGCGUGCGUCAGCGCCGUGUUAGUCUCCGCGACGACUCCUCUUUUGUCUUCACGCUCACCGACAAGGACUCGGGCGUCACGCGCUAUGGGAUCUGUGUCAACUUCUACCGCUCCUUCCAGAGGGGCCACCAUCGCCCGCGGGCGGAGAACAAAGGUAGGCGAGAGGGAGAAAAGGCCCCUCAGACGGACCCAGCUGUGGAGGUCACUGAGAAAUCAGACCCUUCCAUGCUGGCGUUGCCCGAUGAUGCUCCUGCUCCUCUGACUGCUGGUGUUGAGGGGGCAGUGCCCCCUGGGGAGCCUGGCAGUGCAAGGUCACCCCAACCCAAACGCAGCGGACGCCAAGGGCCUCGGAACCGCAACAGCACGCUAACAUCGCUGUGUGUGCUCAGUCACUAUCCCUUUUUCUCCACCUUCAGAGAGUGUCUGUACAUCCUGAAGAGACUGGUAGACUGCUGCAGUCACAGGCUCAACCAACGUCCUGGAGCAGCCAAAGGAGCUCAGAGGGACACGAUGUGGCGUGUGUUUACUGGAGCUCUCUCUGUAGAGGAGAAAGAGAAAGGCAGUCAAGUCUUACAAGACCUGAGGGAAAUCGAGUCGUGGAUAUACCGCCUGCUACGGUCACCCGUCCCCGUCGCCGGUCAGAGACGCGUGGACGUCGAAGUUCUGCCGCACGAGCUGCAGCCCACGCUGACCUUUGCCCUCCCUGACUCCUCUCGCUUCUGUAUGGUGGACUUUCCUCUCCAUCUACCACUGGAGCUUCUGGGAGUGGAUUCCUGUCUGCAGGUCUUAACCUGCAUACUGCUAGAACACAAGGUGGUACUGCAGUCUCGGGAUUAUAACGCCUUGUCUAUGAGUGUGAUGGCGUUUGUGGCUAUGAUCUACCCUCUGGAGUACAUGUUCCCCGUCAUCCCUCUGCUGCCCACCUGCAUGGCGUCUGCAGAACAGCUGCUGCUUGCCCCCACUCCCUAUCUCAUCGGAGUCCCGGCCAGUUUCUUCCUGUAUAAAUCUGAUUUUAAGAUGCCAGAUGAUGUAUGGUUGGUGGAUCUGGACUGCAAUAAGGUCAUUGUGCCUAGUAAUGCAGAGAUGCUGCCCCCUAUGCCUGAGCCUGAGUCUUCAGAACUGAAGAAACACCUGAAACAGGCGUUGGCCAGCAUGAGUUUAAACACUCAGCCCAUUCUAAACCUGGAGAAGUUUCAGGAAGGUCAGGAGCUUCCCCUGCUGCCUCCAGGCCGGGACAAGUCAUCCCCUUCCUCCACCGAGUUCAACCCCCUCAUCUAUGGCAAUGAUGUGGACUCAGUGGAUGUGGCCACAAGGGUUGCCAUGGUGAGAUUCUUCAACUCUCCGAAUGUACUGCAGGGGUUCCAGAUGCACACCCGCACACUGCGACUGUUUCCCCGGCCUGUGGUCGCCUUCCAGGCAACUUCAUUCCUUGCGUCCAGGCCCCGACGCACUGGAUUUAUAGAGAAGCUGGCACACACGCAGGCAGUGGAAUAUUAUGGAGAAUGGGCCCUGAACCCUACCAAUCUGGCCUUCCAGAGGAUUCACAAUAAUGUGUAUGACCCGUCUCUGAUUGGCGAUAAGCCAAAGUGGUAUGCCCAUCAGCUGCAGCCAGUCUUUUACCGUGUGUAUGAUGGGACGUCUCAGCUCGCUGAAGCCAUGAGCGGACCGCUGGAAGAUGAUGCCAAUGACUCCGACCCAACUGAUGACAGUGGUAGUGACAGUGAAGCAUACGACGACUCCAGCUCCUCCUAUUCCUCUCUGGGAGACUUUGUGAAUGAGAUGAUCAAAGGAGACAUACAGGGAGAUACACCAAAUGUUGAUCCCCUUACUCAUGCUGCGUUGGGGGACGCCAGUGAGGUGGAGUUCCAUGACUUCCAGGAGUAUAAGAGAGAGAGUGAGGAACCUGGCCCAGAGGGAGAUGGAGCCACGGAUGCACCUGAUAACCAGCCACUCCGAUCCAGCUCCAGCACCACGGCGAGCUCUAGCCCAAGCACUGUUAUUCAGGGUGUCAACCAUGAACAAGCGGAACCUGUCGAAAUUGAAGCAUCAGCAAGCGCAGCUCUGCAGAACUCUGUUCCAGGACUGGGUGUGCCACCUUUCACAAGACCCAUCCCCGAACCAGCCCCUACGGACCCAGCUGGGAAGAAAAGAGAGUACGACAACCCGUACUUUGAGCCCCAGUACGGAUUCCCCACAGAAGACGAUGCAGACACGGAGGAACAAGAGGAGAGCUACACUCCACGCUUCAACCAGAACCUAAACGGCAACAAGACUUCCCGCCCUUUGAGGCCCAGCAGCCUGCGGUUGCCGGGGGAGUCGGAUGGAGAGGAAGACUCCAGGAACAGCUCACCAAACUCCACCAUCUCCAACAACAGCAGUGAUGGCUUUGGAGGACUCAUGUCAUUUGCCAGUAACCUCUAUAAGAAUCAUGGCACCAGCUUUAGUCUGUCUAAUCUGGCACUGCCCAAUAAAGCCGCUCGUGAGAAAAGCACACCGUUCCCCAGUCUUAAAGUAUUUGGGCUAAAUUCUCUAAUGGAGAUAAUAACAGAGGUCGGCCCGGGGAGCGGAGAAGGUGCCCGAGCGCCUCGUGCCCUGGUGGAUCAGAAAUCCUCGGUCAUAAAGCACAGCCCUACAGUGAAAAGAGAGGCACCUUCUCCUCAGGGUCGUGCUAACAACACCAGUGAGAACCAGCAGUUCCUGAAAGAGGUGGUUCAGAGCGUGUUGGACGGCCAGGGCGUUGGCUGGCUCAACAUGAAGAAGGUGCGGCGCCUGCUGGAGAACGAGCAGCUCCGAGUCUUUGUCUUGAGCAAGCUCAACCGUGCUGUCCAAUCAGAAGAGGACGCACGGCAGGAAAUCAUCCGUGACGUGGAGGUCAGCAGAAAGGUGUACAAGGGUAUGUUGGACUUGCUGAAAUGCACAGUGUCCAGUCUGGAACAUUCCUACACUAACGCAGGUCUGGGCGGCAUGGCCAGUGUUUUCAGCCUGCUAGAGAUAGCGCGAACCCACUACCAGACCAAAGACCCGGAGAAGCGAAAGCGGAGCCCGUCGGAGGGGGUGGGCAGCCCGGGUAGUAAGGAGAGCCCGUCUGGCCGUAUGGAAAGUGCCAGGGCAGCGGGUGUGCUCCUUGUGCCCCGGAUCCAGCUGCCGCCCCCCUCCUCAGCAAAGGGGGCUCGCCAGUUUGACACACGGAGUCUGAACGAGGAGAAUUUUAUUGCGUCAAUUGGUGCUGAUGGGGUAAAGCAACGUCCAGAAGGGGGCGACACUGAGGAGAAGAAAUCUCAGAUCAGUGCAGACAGUGGCCUCAGCGUCACCUCUGGAUCUCAGAAGAGCGAUACCGAGUCAGUGGCCAGCAUCACGGAACCUCCCGCCUUGACAAGGAGCACCAGUCAGGACUCGGAGGCCAGCACAGUGGUGAGCAACAGCUCGGGGGAGACACUGGGGGCCGACAGUGACCUGAGUAGCACAGCAGGAGACGGAAUGAUGGGCAGGCCUCCCCCCCACCUCACCCAGUCCCGAGGAACACUGUCCGACAGUGAGAUAGAAACCAACCCUGCCACCAGCUCCGUGUUUGGGAAGACCCAUAAGCUGAAGCCUGGUGUAAAGGAACCUGUCGGAGGUGGGGUUAAGGGAACUCCUGCCCCGCCCCUUGAAGACGUCAGCAUGAGAAUUUACCUGUGCGAAGGCUUGUUAGGUAAAGAGCGCUCCACACUGUGGGACCAGGUGCAGUUCUGGGAGGAUGCGUUCUUGGAUGCUGUGAUGUUGGAGAGAGAAGGCAUGGGCAUGGACCAGGGUCCUCAUGAGAUGAUUGACAGGUAUCUGUCUCUAGGGGACCAUGAUCGUAAAAGACUGGAGGACGAUGAGGACAGGCUGCUGGCUACACUGCUGCAUAACAUGAUUGCUUACAUGUUAAUGAUGAAGGUUAAUAAGAAUGACAUCAGGAAGAAGGUUCGGCGUCUGAUGGGAAAGUCACACAUAGGCCUCACUCACAGCCAGGAGAUCAAUGAAAUCCUUGACCGCCUUGGCCAACUGAGUGGACGAGAACUUCCCAUCAGGCCAAGUGGCAGCAGACACAUAAAAAAGCAGACAUUUGUGGUGCAUGCUGGGACAGAUACCACAGGGGACAUAUUCUUUAUGGAGGUGUGCGAUGACUGCAUUGUUCUGCGCAGUAACAUUGGCACAGUGUAUGAGCGCUGGUGGUAUGAAAAGCUCAUUAAUAUGACCUACUGUCCCAAGACCAAAGUCCUCUGUUUGUGGAGGAGGAAUGGCCAGGAGACUCAGCUCAACAAGUUCUACACCAAGAAGUGUCGGGAACUGUACUACUGCGUCAAAGACAGCAUGGAACGGGCAGCCGCACGUCAACAGAGCAUUAAACCAGGUCCAGAGCUUGGAGGUGAAUUCCCCGUUCAGGACAUGAAGACAGGAGAGGGUGGUCUCCUGCAGGUGACUCUGGAGGGCAUCAAUCUCAAAUUCAUGCACAGCCAGGUUUUCAUAGAGCUGAAUCACAUUAAAAAGUGCAAUACUGUGAAGGGAGUCUUUGUCCUGGAGGAAUUUGUUCCUGAAACUAAAGAAGUGGUGAUUCACAAGUACAAGACUCCUAUGGCACAUCAGAUCUGUUACUCGGUCCUCUGCCUGUUCUCCUACGUGGCUGCAGUGAAGGGGAAGGAGGCAGAAGGCAAACCCAAGAUGCUGUCCCCUCGGCCACUUCCCAGCUAGUGUACGCUUCCCCUCUGUCCCACAUCCAGGCCCCCUGAUCUGAACUGCCUCUGCUCCCUAGUACUCUUACCCAGACCCCCCCCCCCCCUUCUCUACUGUUACAUCUAUGGUCCUUUCCUCCCCUUUUUACUUGUCUGCACAAUUUACAUUCAGCUUAACGACGUCCAAAAAAAAAAAAACUGCACAUCUUCAUUCCAGGACAAGACGUCCUUUUAUGUGUAUCUAUGCUGCUGCACUCAUGCUCAAAAAUUCCAACCGCUGAAAUUAUGCUGGCCUUCAAAUCUCACCCAGAUUUCCAAGGACUAUGGCCACGCCUACUUCAGACCCCUGUGUAUUUUUCCCUCCUCUGCAUUGGUCAAUGUUUGCAUCGUCCCGCCCGAGAUGCCACGUUUUCUCCAUUCUGGAGCCACAUAUAUAAAGCUCUCUCUGACGACGAUGA
Molecule: messenger RNA, 5672 nt
Organism: Chanos chanos (milkfish)
Lineage: Eukaryota; Metazoa; Chordata; Actinopteri; Gonorynchiformes; Chanidae
Gene: madd
Product: MAP-kinase activating death domain
Exons: 35
Coding region: 338-5233 (1631 amino acids)
Biological process (GO): regulation of Rab protein signal transduction; regulation of apoptotic process
Cellular component (GO): cytosol
Molecular function (GO): guanyl-nucleotide exchange factor activity
Source: RefSeq, a predicted model, not a curated record